GUGAGGUUACAUAACACACACGAGCAGAUCUAUUGAGUGGAGCAGUUUGGUGAAAUUUAGAUGCACAUUUUAAAGUAAAUGUUCCUCUGAGCCUCAUUUCAAAACAACAUCCUGCCAUUGACUUUUGGGUAAUAGGCUGUUUAACCAAUCAGAGGAGAUUUCAUUAACUGCACCUGGCAGGCGGCCUGCAGAUUAACUGCUGCUGCUGCAAACAUCCAAACUCUGUUUUCCUGUGGAACAUCACCUAACGCACUGAAUGGAGUCAUUACCUAAAGUGGAUGAGGCUUUUCCUUCACCUCCACCUUACUACAUACCAGAUGAAAGUCAAACAGGACAAGAUGGGAGGAUUUACCACAUCCAUUCACCGUUCAGUCCUCCACCUCCUCCUCAGUCCUUCUCCUUUUCUUCUGAUGGCCGCUCCGCUCAAACUCAUUUACCUCUGCCAGUGUCGUGUCCUUAUCCAUCUACCCCCAGGCCCAAGUUUGUGAGCUGUGAGAACCAGCUGUAUCGCUCUCCGGGCCUGACGAGCUGUCAUUCCUGUCAGGCUCAGGUCACCACACAGGUCGCCUACAAAGUCGGGACACACGCGUGGCUCAUGUGUCUUGUGUUUGUGUUGUGCGGGUUGGUGUUUGGAUGCUGCCUGAUUCCGUUCUUUGUGAAGCACUUCAAGGACGCCUAUCACACUUGUCCUCACUGUCGGCGGGUUCUGUAUGUCCAGAGGAAGACGUGCUGUGACUGAAGACACACACACACACACACACACACACACACA
Messenger RNA from Paralichthys olivaceus (Japanese flounder), 772 nucleotides. Its product is annotated as lipopolysaccharide-induced tumor necrosis factor-alpha factor homolog. NCBI's taxonomy places the organism in Eukaryota, Metazoa, Chordata, Actinopteri, Pleuronectiformes, Paralichthyidae. Gene Ontology annotation, cellular component: cytoplasmic side of lysosomal membrane; nucleus; cytoplasmic side of late endosome membrane. Gene Ontology annotation, molecular function: zinc ion binding. The record is from RefSeq and is a predicted model, not a curated record.